Molecule: messenger RNA, 162 nt
Organism: Ambispora leptoticha
Lineage: Eukaryota; Fungi; Glomeromycota; Glomeromycetes; Archaeosporales; Ambisporaceae
Source: the annotation of a GenBank genome assembly
AUGUCUGACUGUCCAGAUUUACCAUCUACUUGCGAAGGCUUAAGCGCAUGUUGCGACCGAAAAUAUGACACUUGUGCUAACUCUUUAUUGUCAUUCGAAACGAAAAUCGAGAGCCCAAACGGUUCAAACAACUUAACCGGUCCAACAAAUUCAACAGAUUAA